Molecule: messenger RNA, 677 nt
Organism: Fusarium oxysporum Fo47
Lineage: Eukaryota; Fungi; Ascomycota; Sordariomycetes; Hypocreales; Nectriaceae
Exons: 2
Coding region: 118-387 (89 amino acids)
Source: RefSeq, a predicted model, not a curated record
UUGUAUGGCAGAUUUACUGCGCUCGUGGCGCCCGAUCCUUGCCCUCCACUUUUUCACCUGUCAUCAUCUUCACCCUCAUCCAGGCACUUGGGAACAACAUCGUUUGUCUCGCUGAUCAUGUCUCGACCCUGGCCAUUAGUUUGCGCUUCUCUCAGCUUUUUGAGGUCUCGAUUUUGUCUCCCUUCUUUCCUCUUCCUUGACAAAGAUGAUCGACCAUUCCCACCCAAGGUCCAGUGGCCACUGUUUACUCUUCGACUGAUCCAUCUCAUUAUUGUUAUACUAUAUGACAUGAAGUCACUUGUCUUCACAGCAGUAUGUUCUUACACGGGUCUAGGAGCUCCAUUCGUACCACAAGACGGACGACUCACAGCCUUGCUGCACACCUAACAGCUUGGUAGAACCCCAGAUGAUUCAUGCCGACCAUCAUCACACCAAUCUCGACCUCCUCUGGAACGACUCUCCUCUUGCUACCGCUUCCAGCACUACAUCUGUGCCAGGAACGCUGGGAAAAUCUCACUUGACGCUGCUCGACUACUCGUACGUAGUCCAUGGCUCAGAAACAAGACCGCCCCUGUCCAUUCGUCGCAUUUACGUCCCGGAACCCUGGAGCUAUCGCUAUUCCAGUUCUAGUUGUAUCCCUCAACACGUUUUUAAUGUACCACUGGCUUUUCCCGCCG